Messenger RNA from Benincasa hispida (wax gourd), 1073 nucleotides. RefSeq names its product inorganic pyrophosphatase 2-like. Lineage: Eukaryota; Viridiplantae; Streptophyta; Magnoliopsida; Cucurbitales; Cucurbitaceae. Gene Ontology annotation, molecular function: phosphatase activity. The record is from RefSeq and is a predicted model, not a curated record.
AUGGCUGGAAUUGUCGUCGUUUUUGACUUCGAUAAGACGAUCAUUGACUUGGAUAGCGAUAAUUGGGUGGUGGACGAACUCGGCGCCACCGAUUUGUUCAACGAACUCCUCCCUACGAUGCCAUGGAACUCUCUCAUGGAUCGGAUGAUGAUGGAGCUCCAUGCACAAGGAAAAACCAUUGACGAUAUCGUUGAAGUCCUCAAACGCGUUCCGAUUCAUCCCGAUGUCGUUCCUGCCAUUAGAGCCGCUCACGCCCUAGGAUGUGAUUUGAGGAUUGUGAGUGAUGCGAAUAUGUUUUUCAUUGAGACGAUCUUGGAUCAUCUCGGAAUAAGAGAAUGCUUCUCCGAAAUCAACACGAAUCCAGGUUUCGUCGAUGAAGAAGGAAGGCUGAGGAUUUUUCCUAUCCACGAUUUCCAUAAAUCUUCUCACGGAUGCAAUCUCUGCCCUCCGAACAUGUGCAAGGGGCUCGUUAUGGAGAGGAUUCAAGCGUCCUUAAUGUCGGAAGGGAAGAAGAAAAAGUUCAUCUAUCAAGGCGAUGGAAGUGGCGAUUACUGCCCUAGUUUGAAGCUUGGAGAAGGGGAUUUUCUGAUGCCGAGGAAGAAUUUUCCAUUGUGGGACUUGAUUAGCCAAAAUCCGCUUGUAAUUAAAGCAGAAAUCCACGAAUGGAGCGAUGGAGAAGAGUUGGGGAGGAUCUUGUUGAGCUUAAUCAACAAUGUUUCCAUAGCGGAAAAUGCUCAGUUCAUGUCGCCUCAAAAUAUGGCCGUUCCUGUGUUCGAGGCCCUGACUUCGCCCACACCCAAACCAGCAAUGGUGGCCAACUGAAUUCAAUUAUACGAACACGCAAUAUCUUAAAUCAAUUAACACUUACUGAACUGCCUUUUUUUUGGGUUUAUUUGAUGAUAGUAUGUAGUGAAAUUUACGUAUUGAAGGUGUAACUUUGGCAAACGCCAUACACCAAUUAGGAAGUUCAAACGUUGGUUUAAUUUUCCCAAUCAUGUUGCCACCUUUGGCACAUCUUUGUAUGGCUUAUGGCCAAGGAUGGUUAUCUAAUUUAGAAAAUAUUUUAAACUAAA